This is a messenger RNA of Belonocnema kinseyi, 867 nucleotides long. RefSeq lists its product as uncharacterized. Gene Ontology annotation, molecular function: catalytic activity. NCBI's taxonomy places the organism in Eukaryota, Metazoa, Arthropoda, Insecta, Hymenoptera, Cynipidae. The record is from RefSeq and is a predicted model, not a curated record. Bases 1 to 867 code for a protein of 288 amino acids. The transcript has a single exon.
AUGAAAAAUAUAAGGGAAACACUCUCUAAUCUUAUUAUUAGUCAUUGGAAUAUUAACGGAAUUGCUGGCAAAUGCAGUGAAUUAAAGCAAUAUGUCCAGGACCGUCGCCUACACAUUAUGAUGUUGAAUGAAACGAAGCUCAAUUCUGAACGCAAUAUCAAGAUUACCAAUUUCAAAUGCAUCAGGAAAGAUAGAAAUGAGAGAGGGACAAGUGGUGGAGUCAUGAUCUAUGUUAGAGAAGGAAUUAGGUGUCAUGAAGUACCCUUAGAUACUAAAAUCAUUGAGGCUGUGGCAAUUAAGCUUGAAAACAAUUUAGUGAUAGUGUCAGCAUAUAAAGCACCAGGGAACAAACUAGAUUCUCGAGAUUUGAACCUCAUAUUCCAAACAGGAAGUAAAGUUUUCAUGUACGGGGACUUUAAUGUCAAAAGCACAGCCUGGAACUGUAGAUUUACUAAUACCAGGAAUAGCACAAUAUUUGAUUUUGCAGAAAACUAUCUAUGUGAGAUUCACUAUCCUGAUAAUUUUACAUCUUACCCUUACAAUAGCACCUUUCCUAGUACAGUAGACACAGAUAUAUCUAAAAACAUUGUUUGUGAUAUCACGGUUGAUGCAAUCAACGAAUUUGAUUCAGAUCAUUUACCUGUUAUUCUCUCUAUGAGUAUCAGUACAGCUAAGUUAGAGAUGGAGAUUAGAACGUUUCCUAAUUACAAAAAAGCUAACUGGGGGUUGUUCAGGAAACUUAUUAAUAAAAACCUUACUCUUAGUAGAAGUAUUAAAACUCAAGCAGAUCUUGAUAGAUCCGUCAACGAUCUGGUCAGUGUGAUUCAUAACGCCAUGGAAAAGUCUAUACCAAGAAACAGUUGUUAG